AUGUCAAACGAAACUAUAUUAUCAUGCAACCUUUGCCUCGGUUCAGUUGAUCCCGAAUAUUUUUCCUACAAUCUUGCAGUUUCUGGAGUCCUAUUGCCGAUUAUUGGAGUUGUUGGGCUAAUUGGAAAUAUUCUGGUUGUACUAACAUAUUUACAUCCUGAUCAAAAUGUUAGUCAAAAAAUUGUGUUUUUUAAAAACGAAUUUACAAAAAAACUAAAUUUCAGAUUCACUCCACAUCAAUAUACUUGGCAGCGUUAGCAUUUUCAGACUUUUUCCUGAUUCUAACUGCAAUUUUUCUAUUUUGUUUCGAAGCUUGGCGACAUCACAAUCAUGAAUUGAUGGCUUGGUUAUAUGUGACAGGUGCUCCGAUGGUUUUUCCGAUCGCUUCGAUUUUUCAAACAAGUUCUGUUUAUUUUUGUGUCGCUGCAGCUGUGGAUUGCUUUAUUAUUGUGGUUUUACCAGAAAGUGUUAAAACUCUUUAUUGCACUACAAAGUUGGUUUUUCAGAUGUUGAUGAAUGAAACUCAAAAUGCACUUACUUGAUUCACAACAAAAUUGAAGUUGAACAUAAAUUUCAAAAGAUAUAUGUGGCCGAACUAUUUUGGUGGCCGUGAAAUGUCGGGAAUUCGGCCAAGGCAACAAUUUCUGAGAAUUUUUGCAACAUUAGAGCGAGUUUGUUGCGUUGGCCGAAUUCCCGACAUUUCUCGGCCACAUAUUUUGUCUGAAAUUUUGUAUUUCAAUGUUUUGUGAAGUAAGUAAAUGCAUUUUGAGUUUCAUUCAUCAAAAUUUGAAAAUUUUUCAAAAUUAUUCGGAACCACAAAAAUCAAAUAAAAUUUUUUCCAGACGAGCCAAAGUCACUUGCGCUGUUUUAAUGGUUCUCUGCAUCGUUUACAAUCUCCCACAUUUUCUCGAACUUGAAAGUGUUCGAUGUCGAAAUGAUGACGAGACUUUGGGCUGGCAGAUUUGUCCGACUACGGUCCGAACAAAUGAGGCUUAUUACACGAUUUAUUACACAUAUAUGUACACCACAUUUUUGGCCAUCGGACCAUUGGCCCUUUUGAUUUUGUUGAAUAUUUGUGUGGUUUACACGGUUUUUAGUAGACCAGAUACAGAGGCUGAAAAUGGUAGGUUUUUUUUUUCUGAAUCCUACAGAUGAAUUCAAAUUUUUUUAGAAGGUGAGGAUAUAACAUCGCUGAUUCUCGUCGUAUUUUUCUUCAUUUUCUGUAACUUCACUGCUCUUCUUGUCAAUUUCAUGGAACUCAUUUUACAAGAUGGCGUAAGUUUUUUCCCUAGAUUUCUUCUCCCAAAAAAUUCCUCCUCCUUUUUCAGACAAUUCUUGUUUACUUUGUCGAUUUGUCGAAUCUUUUGGUCGUUGUUAAUGGAACUGCCAACUUUUUCUGCUAUUUGAUUUUUGGAACUGGAUUUAGAAUCACAUUGAAAAAGGUGAGCUUUGAAAUUUUUCGAAGUUUCUAAUAAAAAAAUCAACUUUCAGAUCCUCUACGGCGAAAAAGUUGCAAAAUAUCGUGCAUCUGAAUUAUGGUCCGAAACUCAUACACAUGCAUUGAUUUGA
Messenger RNA from Caenorhabditis angaria, 1569 nucleotides. The record is from the annotation of a GenBank genome assembly. Lineage: Eukaryota; Metazoa; Nematoda; Chromadorea; Rhabditida; Rhabditidae.